This is a messenger RNA of Prunus mume (Japanese apricot), 543 nucleotides long. Lineage: Eukaryota; Viridiplantae; Streptophyta; Magnoliopsida; Rosales; Rosaceae. The record is from RefSeq and is a predicted model, not a curated record.
AUGUGGGCAUAUAUGACUUCAAAGAGAGAGGCAAUUGGCAUGACCCCAUAUGCUCUAACUUAUGGUCAUGAUGCAAUUCUGCCUAUGGAAAUAGCAGUCCAAUCUCUCAGAAUUGCUCAGCAAUUCAAUCUGAUUGGAGAAGACUACUUUCAAGCAAUGCUGCUAGAACUGGAAGGAUUGGAUGCAAGUAGAAUUGACACCAUCAACAAACUCUUAGCAAGAAAACAGGUUCUAUCAAGGGCCUACAACAAAAGAGUUAAAAACAAGAGCUUUGAAGAAGGGGAAAUAGUCUGGAAAGCAGUUCUGCCUCUUGGAACACACAUAGCUGGUUAUGGAAAGUGGUCACCUACAUGGGAAGGUCCUUUCAUAAUUAAGCAAAUCCUUGGAUUGGGGGCAUACAGACUACAGGAUCGAGAUGGAGACAUCCAUGUUGCACCAAUCAAUGGCAAAUGGUUGAAGAAAUUAUAUCCAACUAUAUGGGAUUCACAGGCUGUACGAACAGAUCCUGGAAUAGAAAGGGAACAAAAUGGAACCGUUGUUUAA